UUCUCUGGUGACGUAAACAAUAUGGCAGCGAUCAUUGUAGGAACAUCAUCGUGAUAGUUCUGCGUUCUAGUUAAUUUGACUGCGACGCAAAUGUUAUUCUGGCGUCAGAGACACUAGUAGUAGUCCAGGAGCUUCAUAGUCGGAGAGGAUGGGAGAAGACGACCUUAAUUUGGGCUUUAAGCCUCAAAAACAGGUUAUUUACAACAAGCUCCUUCCAUACAACGAACACAUAGGCCAAGAAAUACUCGAGCAGAUAUGUGAUAUUAAGGAAAAUUUAGCUAAAGCUGUUAUUCUUCGUGACGUUAGACCAGGAUGCAUUCACUGGGUGGCCAAGUUGUCCAGAUUCAUCAAGCUUUAUGGCUUGUGCUUCUCCAAAGAAGAUCACAUACUUCUGGUGAAACUUAUGUACGAACUGGCAGUCACCUUCAACCAGGAGUUCUGGGUUAUGGCCAAAUUUGCCCAGAUGCUGACAAUUUUAUUAAAGAAGAAGGAGCUGUUAGCUCCAGGUGAGCUGAUUUUGGAGUGGCGUCCACUCUACGACCUGUACAACAGUCUAUUUUACAACUCGUACAAUGCAAUUGGGAUGUUAAUGCUGCCAUCGCGGACCAGGAGGGCUGCCAGUCGUUUGUUUAGCCGUAGGAAGGGAGAUACAUCAAAUGCCGAGGGAGUUGUGGAGAGUAUGGUACGUGUUUGUAGGCCGUACUUCCCUCUUGGGUCUACUUCAGAAAUCUUGGAAGAGGUGCGACCAAUGAUGUGCCCAUUUGAUAUGACGAUGCAGCGAGCGAUGGUGUAUUUAGAACUCUUUCUACCCACUUCCCUUAGUCCAGAACAGGCAGAAUUUGGCUGGAAAUUGUGGAAAGAUGAGUUACUGGGUAUCUGGAAUGCGUGCCACAACAGCAACUUCUGGUUUUGGGAGAACAGCAUGUUCUGGCUGUUCUCACGGAUGGCCUGGCACAACAUUGGUUAUGUAGACUGGGAAGAACAUCUGCCUUUGGUCUUCACUAAGGUACUGCGUUCGUUCAGGCUGCCAGUUUCGUACAAAAAAGCUCAUGUUGGGAAAGGAGAUGGUCUUUCCCAGUUUGCCUCGGCUAUGUUUAUCAUUGCAAAUUUGGGAGGAGGAAGCAAGACUCAGGAGCACCUGGAUAGAUUGUUCAAGUCUCUGGAGUCGUAUUAUCAUCCAUCAAACUCUGGACCUUGGAGCCGCCAUCUUCAUGAAUUCCUCAAUAAACUUACACUCCUCUUCAUAAGACGGUUACACAGAGAACGGUAUAAGAAACCAUCUUGGGAAGUGGAAGUUACUCCCGACAAGAAGUUAACAGAAGAAGAAAUUACCACAUUUGUUCGGUGUGUUCAGACUCCCACAAUGCUCACAAUGUUUUCCCACACGGGCACACACGAUGCUGGGAUUGUGUUUCACAGACUCUCGCUUCUGCGGCCAGAAAUUGUCAUUCCACCCUUACUUGAGCAGCUGUACUCCUCACUGGAGACGACAACAGAGCCACAUCGUCUGACUGCAUCUUUAGAGUGCGUAGUGUGUGUGGCCCGGGCCUUAGUCAGAGGUGGCAAGCACUACCCAGAAGGCCAGAGACAUGCUAUUCCCCUGCUCCUCCAAACGUUACCAGGCAUUGAUCCCAAUGAUAUAAAAAAAUGCAUGGUAACAUUUCAGUUCAUCUACACAUUGGUGACUCUUGUACCUUUUGUUGAUUGUUCAGCAGCUGUUGAAGAGUAUACUGAUUUGACAGAAAUUGAGCAAGAAGUGUGUUUACAAACAACAGGAUUUGAAGAUUUUGUACUUCAGUUUAUGGACCGUUGUUUCGCCCUCAUUGAGAACUCCACCCUCGAGCAAAUAACACAGUUAGACAGAGAGACGGAAAAAAUGAACAGAGAAGAAAACAUGUUAGAAAUGGGACUCUCAUCAACAUUCUCAGCCAUUCUUACUCAGGCACAUCCACAAAUAUACCAGGCUGCUCUCCAGCGUUUACAAACAUUCAUUAAAGGAAAGAUGAUAGAAAUUCAUGUAGCAGGCAAAUUUGCUGCAAACAUGUGCCGUUCAGCAGUUAAAGUGAACCCUUCCGAGGCACUAAAAGCAUUUGUGCCUGGAGUGUGUCGCUUAUUAUUGGCACUGACUGAUAAUGAUGAAGUACAAAACGAGGAACAUUUGGAUGAUGAGCUUCUGUUCAAUCUUCUCUUACUCUCUGAGCUUGUGCGCUGCAGUGGUACACACCUAAUAAGAUAUGUGCCACAAAUAACGCAGGUGUUAACCCGGACGCUGCAUCUCAAGAGCCGAGAAGGAUACCACCUUGCUGGCUCAGUCCUGCGAUAUCUUUUGAAAUAUCUUGGUAUUACUAUGCCUGAAGAGUACCGUUCAAUGCCACAACAAUGGGAUGUACCAAUUGCUGACUCUCUUCCAAUUAGGCACUGGGGAGAGGCUGGUGAUACACACAAUCUUGGUCUGAAGUGGGUGGAGCCUGGUGAUGCUGAGGAAGCUGCAAUGACAACACUUGUUCGUACCUUCCUCACUCCAGAAUUAACUCUCUUGCAUCAAGUAGCUAAAGGAGAGAAAGAGGUAUCAAGAGAGGUGUUGCAGCAAAGUCUUGCUAUUACUUUGGAUAUAAUAUUGGGAGCUGGUGUUGCUCUUCCUCACUGGGAUGAAGAACCCAUCACACUGAUAGAUAUGGCUGUAAAGAAAGAUACCUACGAGUUCAUUGUUCGAAAACGAGAGUUGAUUGUAACUCUCAACUCUGAGCGCUUCCCAUCAAAUGUGCGCAAAGCUGUGGCAGAUGUUACUCUUGAUUUAGUGGAUAGAUUACUUUCCCAAGGGUCUGAUGAUACUAAAUCUCUCUGUCGGGCAAUAAAUAUAUACCAUGGGCUAUUUUUCUUCCAUGGUGUGUCUAAAGAUGACUUUGAUGCACGCUGGAAAAGCUUCCAGUUCAUCAAAGAUGCAUUGGCCAACAAGUUAGCUCGAAAUAAACAACAUAUACGAUCCCUACUUGUGGAACGUGCUGUAUUGCAUCAAGAGAGUCGCAUGUUGGAGAACAGUGUGAGGAACAUCACAGCCACAAGUAAGGCUAUCAUGGGCAGCCUUCUGCAACUGUCUACAAGUCAGUACAGUGAGGUUCGCAGCAAAAGCCAGAACACCCUGAAUCAGGUGUUUCAGUGCUUCCCUUACUCUUACAAACUUACUCUGCCAGAUCUUGUUACUUGCCUUCAAGUUGACCCUGUAGAAAACCACGAGCAGUUCAAAGGAAGUCUCUACCUCUUGUUGGGGCGUCAGAACAAGUCACUAAUGGUACGUCGGGACUGGGAGAGUCUUAACAUGGUGUGGCCAGCUUUAAUUGCUUCCAAGCACUCAGAGAAGCCAUCAAUAAUUAGAUUGAUGAAUGCACUCUCAGAUGCUGUGUACUAUUACAUGGAGCUCUUUGCAAUAUUUCAUCAGAUAUCACCAGGUGUUGUUAAGGCAGCAGAGGCACUCUUGCAGUCAAAUUCUCCAAAGGUGAAAAAUAACAUUGUUACCGAGGACGCUAGGACAUUAGCCUGUGAAAAGUUAGCACAAAGAGGAAACUCCAAUCAUGAUCUUUAUAAGAAUCUUGUGAGCAAGCUUGAACAUCUUGAUUCAGGAACACUGCAUUGGCGCACCCACAACAUGGCUCUCAACCUUCUUGGUUGUCUCAUCCGUCCAGAUGUCACAUUUCCUGCUGAUGGUGUCCGAGCUUUUACCUGCAGCCUUAUUCAUGACAACAUUCGUAUAAGAGAAACAUCUAUAUUCUACAUGCCAUGGAUCCUCAAGAAUCAAAAGCGGAAGCACAAAAAAAUCCAAAUCAACCCUUAUAAUGUUGAUGAUGUAAAUAAUGUUCCUGUCAGAAUAAUUCCUGGAGACUCCAGGCCUGACAAUUUAUGGAUGCAGUACAACAGUAUGAAGAAAAUUGAAACUGAGGAGCACUGGGAAGAUACAAGAUAUGUAGAAAAGACAUAUUAUGGAUGGUAUACUUGGCCAAAAUCAUUGAUGAUUUAUGCUCCGCCAUCACAGCAGCCUCCACUAGAUAGAAAAAGAGAAGAGCUCAGUGAUGAAGAGCAGGUGGUUUAUGAUUUCUUCAUGUUACAAGAUAAUGUUGACAAAUUAAUAUCAUUUUUAUCUCUAGAGGAAAAUAAGGAACGCGAUAAUUUCAACACUCGCCGUUUCUGGAUGUUUAAGGGCUUGUUCCGAAACUUUGGAGAUACCUUCAUGCAUGUGUUGCAGGGCCAUGUCAAGAGACUUGUGGGAGAGACUCAGAAAAGCAGCCAGAGAUGUGCCACAGAGAUCAUUACUGGUGUAAUCAUUAAUUUCAGGUAUGAUUCGGGAAGCAAACAUUGGACUUUUGCCAAGCAUCAGGCAUUGUGGGAGGUAUUAAAGCCUAUCCUGCAGAUUGGUAUGGCCAAAGUGACUGUUGAGACAGUAGAAGACUGGGGUACGUGUAUGGCCACAGCCAGUGCUGACCGAGACCCCAAUAGAUUAGCCCCGCUAAUGGAGCUCUUGAUGGAUGAUCCCCUUAGAGCUAGUGAAGGAGCAUUUAAUGGGUCAAGCCGGAUGUACAUGUUAAUGGGAGGUUUAGGGCAACAAGAGUGGCGUGUAGCAGAAUUAAGUCAUCGGUUACUCGAGUAUCUUCGACCAUCACUUUCACAUCCAUACAAGAGCAUCAGGGAUAGACUAGGAAGUGUGUUAACGGGUAUCUUCAUGUAUGACUUGGUGCUGCCAGGAGGAAUAACCUCCCGCUAUCCUAGUAGUGCAGAAUUUAUAGACUAUAUACUUCCUCAGUUAUCAUUACUUAUUCAGGAAUCAGACUCAAGCAUGGCCUAUGAUUGUGACUCUGAUAAUAUGAAAUGUGGGUCAUCCUUUUCUCUGUCCCAAGACAUGCCUCCCUCCCCUCCACAACCUAAUAAUACAGUGUUCAGUGAAAAAGGUGUUUCUUCAUUAAUGAAUAUACCAAAUUCCUCCCUUUUGGGUAGUGACAGUUUGACUAAGGUGUUGAAUUCCAUGCACAUUAGUGGCGCUUCACAGAUCUCCUUAUUGAGUCCACUGUCAAGCCACCUUGCCAGCCUGGAGCCACCUAGUCUUCUGGCUGGACGAGACAACAAGGACACCCUUAAAGUCAGUGCAAAGAUGAAGCUCAGAGAUAACUGUGAUAUAUCUAGUGAUGUUAUAUGUGAGCCUAUUAAUGUAAUACCCUCAGAUUCUAUCAUUAAUGUAAAGAACAAUAUUCAUGAAAAUCACAUCAAAAGUCCAGCAAAUGGCUUUUUUGGGGGCAGUGAAGAACGCAAAAUAACAGUGCGCCUCAUGAACACUGUGUGCCGGUGGCUCGUGGGUCAGAUGGGGCGUUGCUACAAUGGUGUCACACCAGAAAUUUACAGGUUCCUCCCACACUUAUGUAAGUUGGAAAGUGUUGACAAUGAUCCAGAGCUUCGUGGUAAUUGUGUGGCAACAUUAGCUGUCAUUAGUCAAGCUCUGGUUCUUCCUGCGCGAAUCCCAGUGCUUAUGGACGCCAUCACACAGGUAGCAAAGAGCAGUUGGUGGCGUGCCCGAGCUGCAGUGUUGUCCCUGCUGCAGGUGGCUGUCUUCACCAACAUGUUCACCAUCCUCAGUGAUGAGAAAGCAACUCAACAAGUUCAAGAGCUGGUGGUGGGUCUUUUAUCUGACGUGAGGCUGGAGGUACAGCAGAUGGCCUCUACUGUUCUCAGUGGACUUUUGCACUGUAAAUUCAUUAAGGCAGAAGAUAAACUACUGGGAGAAUUUACGUCCAAGCUACAGAAUGGCCGUGAACAGAAAAGAAGACAAAAGGAGCCUUUAAAAGCCCAAGAACUUUUAGAGUUACAUGCAGGAGUGUUGGGGCUGUGUGCAUAUGUCAGUGCCUUCCCCUAUGAUGUGCCUGACAUGCUGCCUCAAGUGUUAGUCACACUUAGUGAACAUCUCAAUGACCCACAUCCAAUACCUGCAACUAUCAAAAAGACCCUUAGUAAUUUUCGACGAACACAUCAUGACAACUGGCGAGACCACAAGCAGAAAUUUACUGAGGACCAGCUGGUAGUAUUGACAGAUCUUCUGCUCUCUCCAUCCUACUAUGCCUAACAUUUUAUGAUUUAUGGUGAAAAACAAUUAUUCUUGAAGACAGGCUAUGAUAAUGUGGUUUAAACUUUUAUAAGCCAUAGUACUGUAGAAGUACCACAUCUUCACAGCCAGUUUUCUCAUUAAACCUUCGUCUAUGGAGGACUCUGUUUGCCAGGAUGUCUGGCUUUUGUGUAUGUGUAUUUUGUUUUAUAUGCAAUAAAAGGUACUGUAUGGGAGGUUAAUGUUAGUUGAAAAUGUUAAUUUUAUCUUAAGAGAGCUAAAGACUGUAAUUUAAAUCUAUGUAAAUUUGUAGUUCUGAAUUCAAUAAUUUGGAAAAACUUAGUUUUCUGCCUUUUAAGCAUAAAACUGGAUAUAUCUUAGUCUACUCAUCCUAUUCACAAAUGUUAGGAUUUGCUUAUAUCAUUUAGUCUUGAUAGGUGCAGCCCAUUUGACAUUAUUAUUUCUUUACAAUUUGACAUUCUUAUUUCUUUCUUUACAAUGAGUAUAUAUGAAUUUAUAAUGCAGAGCUCUUACCAAAUAUUAGUUGGCAGUUUAGUAUGAAUAAUUAAUAUGGCAUUUGAAAUAUCAUUGCUCCUGGUGUUUUUACUUACACUGUCUAUCAGUCUGAGGGAUGUAUUUUAACCCUUUCAUUGGUCAUUACAUAUAUCUACAUCAUUAAUGCCAGGGUUCCUCACAUAAUCUUCAUUUUGAGCUUGGCUCCCUCAGAUAAGCUAUGAGCAGUAAAUUUUGGCCCUAGAUGUAGGAGAAUGGGUCUGUGUGGUGAGUGCAUACAGUAUAUAAAAAAAAUCCUGACCCAUGCAGUGCAUGAUGAGAAAAGCAAAACUACGACUGUUGGAUUCAUAAUAGCAAUUAGUAAUUUUUAUAAAAAUUAGCAAAAUUACAGGCUUCUGUGCACUUUAUAGGUUAGUUCUGAUAGUUGAAUGAGUUUUUUACUUGAUAAGUAGAACAGAAAGCAUACUAGCAAAAUGGCUAAGAGUUUGACUAAAUUGAGCAAUGUAAUUGGCUUAAGCUAGGACUCAGGUGGCAAAAUCAUCAAUGUGUAAAUUGCACCCAGACUGCUAACAUAUCACCCACAUAAUUCUGCAAGUUUUCCAUCAAAUUUCAUAUUUUUUUUUGUCAUUAACUUCAGAAAGAUUCUGUGGAUACUGAGCACUUUAAUUUUGGGAGGAUGGACAGUGAAAGGGUUAAUAUUUAUACUCUCUCUUGUUGCAGUUUCCUGCUGCCCACAUCUGGUACAUGUACACACACACACACACACACUCGUGUCUUUGUCUGCCUUCCACCCUCUCCUUCCCAAUCACCUCCAACAUACCUUCCACCAUCACCCCAGUUAAGACCUCUGUAUCAACCUGUCUUGUCUCUGGUCCAUCUAAGGGCACCAACCAUCAUACUCGAUACCGUAUUCAGAUUUUUCAUUACAACUCAAAACCAAGUUCCUUUGAGGGUAAAUCACAAAUCAAGCUUAACAUAACUAAGCCCAUUAUAACUUGAGUGACCACUGUAAUAGCAUUAUGGGUAUUAUCAGUGUGCUGAGUGAAUCAGCAGUAGUAGUUUUUUAUUCACCAACUGUACUGAUGGGGAUUUGGCUCUUAAGAAACUUCAUUGGUUCUGAAAUAUGUUGGUUUUACGUGAUGACUGUGGUUUCAUAACUAUGUAUGCAGCAUCUCACUUUUAAUGACCAGUUUUGCAUUCAGAAAAUCUCAUCAAAUGGUAGUGAGAGCUUCCUGUGCUGGACACAGCAAAUGCUGGAGUUUACUAAUACAAUGAGAUCCAAGGAAGCUUUUAACAAGCUAGACUGCUAUCAGUACUGUCAAGAACCAUGUACAUUACUCAGCACACUGAUAAUACCUAUUACUACUACUCACCAAUGCACAACUCAAUAUGAUACAUUUCAGAUUAUACUUAGGGUGAACUAGUAGGCUGACUGUAGUGCUCCUUUAUAUUUGCUUAACCUCUAUUUACACUUUUUUCUAUUCCUAUAUAAUGUGCUACCACCAGGUAUAUUCUGUCAGACUUGAGACCUGCUAUGAAGGUGAAACAUUGUCUUAACGAAAAAAUCAAAUCUCCUUUUGAAUGCAUUAUUCUUUUGUAGACAUCUUGAAAAUUGGUGCAUGUGUUCAUGCAGGUGUUUAUUUCUGUUUAAGCAAGUCUUCAAGUUAUGAGGUGGUGACCUAGUAGUUAAAAAUGCUAAAGGCAAAAAAAAAAGUAGUGCAAGAAUUAGGUUUUAAAAAUAACACUAACACCACUAUCUUUUUGUUUUAAUCGGUAGUAUUGCACAGGAAAUGUUA
Molecule: messenger RNA, 8388 nt
Organism: Cherax quadricarinatus
Lineage: Eukaryota; Metazoa; Arthropoda; Malacostraca; Decapoda; Parastacidae
Source: RefSeq, a predicted model, not a curated record